AUGUCUUUAAUCGACGACUUCAUAGAACAAUCAAAUGAGCCGUCUAAUGUUUAUUUGGAGACUGCAGGGUUUGGGCCAGCAGAUCCGUUAGAAACUGGGUUUGUUAGUACUGGUUUAGCUGAAGACGAUUCGCGCGUUUUUACCUUAGAUCGUGUUCAAUUUCAACCUCCUUCGUCUAUAGUCAAAAUGUCUGUAUCAAACGAAGUUCUCGUAAUGGCUUUGGAAUCAAAUCAUAUCUUAAGAAUUGACCUACAACAAGCACACAACGUUGAAGAUAUUGAAAUGCAACGCAAAUCCGGGGAAGUGAAGAUUUAUAAAAUAUUCUUUGAUCCAACCGGCCGACAUUUGCUUAUUACUACCGAACAAGGAGAAAACUUUUAUAUAUUUGAAAAAUGGAAAAAAGCGAAAGUUCUUUCAAGGUUCAAGGGCAUAAUAAUUGAAUCCGUUGGGUGGAAUAAAACCGUAGGAACUUCUGAUAUUUCAACCAAAAAGAUUUUAAUCGGAAGUCGCAAUGGUUUAAUUUACGAGGCUGAAAUAGAAUCAACUGAUGAAUACUUUAAAAGGGGAGAGAAAUAUUUCAAACAGGUAUACUCGUCAACUGACAAUCAGCCUAUAACCGGUCUUCGAGUUGAAGAGUUUCCUGUCAUUCCUCGAAAAUAUUUCAUAUUAGCUACAACGCCCACAAGAAUAUACCAAUUCAUAGGCCAGGCAAACCCUAGUGCUGAUAUAGAUGGUGGCUCUAUGUUUGAGGGCCUAUUUUCCAAAUAUAGUCACAGUCCAGGUCCUGGCAUUUAUCAUGGCAGUCUUGUUUUUGGGUCCCAAGACCAUGUGAUUGAUAGUGCAAAAUUGUUACCAUAUCCUUCAAUACCGUCAGAAAAUGAUCCAUCUACUUUGAUCACUGAAUGUCCUUUGUCGAUUGCUCUUACCGAAUUUCACUUCAUUUUACUGUAUAAAGAACGCGUUAGAGCUAUUUGUCUGUUGAACGAUCAAAUAGUUUAUGAAGAGAUCAUUCCACUCAAAGCGGGAGAGGAGGUUAGAAGCAUGUCCGUAGAUAGUGUUAAAAAUACGUUCUGGAUUUACACAGAUAGUUGCAUAUUUGAGCUUAUCGUAACAAAGGAAGACAGAGAUGUAUGGAAGUUAUAUCUAGAAAAACAACAAUUUGAUACUGCGCUACUAUAUUGCAAGAAUCCUGCUCAACGCGAUGAAGUUCUUACUACCCAGGCAGAUCAUUACUUUUCGCAAGGUCGAUUCCUUUUGUCAGCAAAUUAUUAUGCUCAAUCCACCGUUCCUUUCGAAGAAGUCGCGCUUAAAUUUGUAGAACGGGAUGAAAGAGAUGCAUUAAGAAAUUAUCUAUUGAUUAAAUUGGAAAAACUUCGACGCACAGACUUGACGCAGAAAACAAUGAUUGCUACUUGGCUCGUCGAAAUAUAUCUUAGUAAGAUUAACAUGUAUGAGGAUUUAACAGCAUCAGGUGCUGGCACCGAAGACACUAGUAAUUAUAAAGCUAAACAAGAAGCUUUAGAAGAAGAAUUUAAAAACUUUCUAGAACAAUUCAAGGCAAAUCUAGACAAGCGAACAACUUACAACCUUAUCGCUAGCCAUGGACGUACAAGAGAGCUCUUGUUUUAUGCUUCAUUAAUUGGCGAUUACGAUAAAGUAAUUUCUCAUUGGAUUCAAGAAAAAGAUUAUAGGCAAGCUUUGGAUAUUCUUAGUAGACAAGCAUCAAUUGAUCUUUGUUAUAAAUUUGCUCCAAUUUUAAUGGAAAAUGCACCAUAUGACACUGUUAAUGUCUGGAUGAGACAACCAAAUCUCAACCCUAGAAACUUAAUGCCUGCAUUAUUGAAAUAUGAUCACUCAAAAGCCCCAGAAGAUACUACUCAAAAUCAGGCUAUAAGAUAUUUGCACUAUGUAGUAACGCAACUUAAUAACACUGAUCCAGCAAUUCACAAUUUUCUUCUUACAUUGUAUGCCACACAACCUACAUCAAAUAAUGACGAAUCUUUGCUGCUGAAAUUUUUGGCGACAGAAGGAAAGGAACCUUAUUAUAACAUGGAUUACGCAUUACGACUUUGUAGUCAGAAUGGAAGGACACAAAGUUGUGUACAUAUUUAUAGCAAUAUGGGUCUUUUUGAGGAAGCUGUUGACCUUGCUUUAAAGCAUAAUGAUUUGGAACUUGCGGGAAUCAAUGCUGACAAACCAGAUGAUGAUGAAUCAUUGCGUAAAAAGCUUUGGCUAAAGAUUGCACGACAUGUGGUUGAAAAAAAACAGGAUAUUAAAAUGGCAAUGGAUUAUUUGCAGCAUUGUGAGCUACUUAAAAUCGAAGAUAUUUUGCCCUUUUUCCCUGAUUUUAAUGAAAUAUGUUCCGCUCUUGAAGAGUACAAUACGCACAUUGAAGAUUUAAAAUCAGAAAUGGAUGAAGCAACAAAAAGUGCAGAAAGCAUCCGAUUAGAUAUACGAGAGUUGCGAAGUCGAUUUGCAAUUGUUACAUCUGGAGAGAAAUGUUCGUUAUGCGAUUCUCCACUCUUGACAAGGCAAUUUUAUAUAUUUCCAUGUCAGCAUGCUUUUCAUGCAGAUUGUUUGAUCCAAGAGGUUACAAGGCAUCUUAGUGCAGGUCAACUUCGCAAAAUCUUAGAUCUUCAAGAUCAAAUAGCGAAGGAAAUAUCUAACUUUAAUCGUGCGCCCGACAAUACAGCACGUGAGCGCCAUGGCUUUGCGCCUGGAGGUCUAGAUCGGUUAAGGGGAUUAAUAUUACCAGAUGUUGCUGCACCUAGUGGUGACGAUGUAGCUGUAGUCGUAUCAAAAGUUGAUCAAUUGAAGGAUGAAUUGGAUGACUAUGUAGCCUCGGAAUGUGUUUUGUGUGGUGAUAUGAUGAUCAAGACUAUCGAGAUGCCUUUUAUUAACGAUGAAGAAAGUGAUCUGCUAUUAACAUGGGCUAUCUAA
Dentiscutata erythropus is the source of this 2940-nucleotide messenger RNA. NCBI's taxonomy places the organism in Eukaryota, Fungi, Glomeromycota, Glomeromycetes, Diversisporales, Gigasporaceae. The record is from the annotation of a GenBank genome assembly.